Messenger RNA from Radiomyces spectabilis, 519 nucleotides. RefSeq lists its product as uncharacterized. The transcript has a single exon. NCBI's taxonomy places the organism in Eukaryota, Fungi, Mucoromycota, Mucoromycetes, Mucorales, Radiomycetaceae. The record is from RefSeq and is a predicted model, not a curated record. Bases 166 to 384 code for a protein of 72 amino acids.
UAAAUCUUCUAUUUUUAUCUAUUUUAUAUGUCGUUUCUCUUUUAUAUUGUUGAAUAUGGAGUAUAUUUUGAUAACCUUUCCCGAGAUCCACUACGGGGUCUAUUUUUUGCCAGGGCAUGCUUUUUGCUUUAGUGACAAGGGUAAGGACUUGUUUGGGAUCCCUUUAUGUCGUGGCGGUCCGGUACUUAUUCAACCAUUACCGUGUUGCUUAAAUUGCUUGUAAGUUGGUUGAGCUUGAUGGCAUUUCAGGAUCUAAGAGAGGUCGUGAUCUACCCACUGUGUCACCCUGAACUAUACGCUGAUUCGUCUCUGAUUUGCUGGAUGUUGAGAACAUACUCAAACCGUACGAGUGAUGUUUUUAAAACGGCAAAGCCGGCAAUAUAAAGGCUAGCCGGUCUGUUCUCUCUGCUAUGAGGAGCAAGAUAGAUGGACCCUCUUGCAGCGGAUGUGUGAGUUUCGAUCAAAUUCGAAUCAAGAAGGCUUACGAGAAUUGAUAACGGUCCCCCCCUUGAUUCCUGG